UCUUAGUUCGUUUUACUACUGAAGGGCUUUAAGAAUUUUCGAUAUUUUUAAAAUACUAAAUUUUGUUAUAUUGCAUUACAUAAUCAACACAAUAAUACUUAUUAAAAUGUUGGGCAUCAAUCUGUUUAGAAAUAUCAGAUAUUUUUCAACUAGUUAUUGUUUAAGAUUAGAUAUGUCUUGGAGAACUUUAAAAAAACUGCCUCUGAACCCAAUGGAUAGAGGAGUUCUUACGGAUGGUGCUGAUUACAUUUUUUUGGAUGGGCGUCCUACCCCAUUUGGAAUGAAACAAAAACGAAAACUUUUGCUUCAAAGAGAAUAUGCUAAAAAAAUUGUUCAACUCAGUGAAAGUUUAGACAUUGCAAAAGAACGGUAUGCGAUGAAAGUUGGAGAAGAAAAAGAAAAGAUAAAACAUGUAUUAGAUAGAAAACUUAGGCCCAAAGGAAAUAAAAAUACUCAGGAAAAAUAGUCUUCAUUUAUUUAUUAUAAUUCAAAAAUAUUUAGGUAGAAAAUACAUUUUGUACAGAAAGUUAUCAUUUAAUUCAUUGUAAUAAAAACAAUUAUACAAACUUUUUACUGGAAUAUUUUUGUACCUAAUCAAAAUGCAUUCCAGAAUACACAAUUAUCCACAUCACCUAAAAUAAAACAAAACAGUAUAAUUAAUUUAAUUUAAAUUAAUGAAAUAUGCAUUGUUAAAUUUAAGUAUUAAUUUGAUUCUUAAUAUGUUUCUAAACAUAUUAAGGGCCGUUCUUAUAAUGUCUGGUUAAGUGUCUGAUAACGCUAACCGGCAGAAUUUCUUUAGAGUUACCAAUAGAAGUCUGCCGGUUAAUCUUAACCGAUAUUGUAAGAACGGCCCUAAGAGAACUUUGCUAAGGUUAACUGAAAUUAAUACAGAAAUACAAUUUAAAUUUAUGUUGAGCUAUUAGUUAUUAGUUUAAAAUAUAUUAUUUUAUUGAUAAUACAAUUUGAAUGUGUACAAAAUCAGAAAAAUUACAUAUUUUUUUUUUUAAUCCAAUUAUAAAUUGAUAUCUUGAAUAGUUUAAUUUAAUAUAAAAUUAUAUAUUAUUUUUGAUUAGUGGAAACUCUGCUUGGCAACGGAUAGGAUGUCGCCUUUGAUAUAAUAUAAUCCAAUAGAUUGAUUAUCUGUGCUGUAAUUCGAUGUGAAUCAAUAAUAUUUUGAUAUGUUUGUAUAUACAUGUAUAGAAUUGAAUAAACCAACUGGGGAUAGUGUGGCAAUAUAGUCGACUCUGUCAAGA
Acyrthosiphon pisum (pea aphid) is the source of this 1253-nucleotide messenger RNA. It is a transcript of the gene mRpL52, whose product is annotated as mitochondrial ribosomal protein L52. Gene Ontology annotation, cellular component: mitochondrial large ribosomal subunit. NCBI's taxonomy places the organism in Eukaryota, Metazoa, Arthropoda, Insecta, Hemiptera, Aphididae. Gene Ontology annotation, molecular function: structural constituent of ribosome. The record is from RefSeq and is marked provisional. Gene Ontology annotation, biological process: mitochondrial translation.